CCCGCCGCCAUGGGCGCCUGCCCCCCUCGCCGCCGGCCGCCGCCGGCCCCCCGCCCCGCUGCGUGAGGCAGCGCGGCUGGACGGGCAGCGCUUCGCUCGCAGCCCCCCGCUGCGCUGCGCGGCGGCCCCGGCUUCGGCUCCGGCCGCCACCAUGGGGGCCGCCGCGGCGUGCCGGAUCGCCGCUGCCGGCUUCUUCACGCUGCUUGUACUCCUUGGCACCACUGAUAGCCAGUCGAAGCUGACCUCUGAGCAGAGUGCCAUCAGCCUCCCUCCUAGCAAGUACCGCCACCUCGACCGUGCCACCAACAAAGAGCUGAUCUGUGACAAAUGUCCUGCAGGAACCUACGUGUCUAAACAUUGUACGAAGAGUACCUUAAGAGAGUGCAGCCCUUGUCCAGAUGGGACCUUUACUAAGCAUGAGAAUGGCAUAGAGCGGUGCCACCCUUGUAGAAAACCUUGUGAACUGCCAAUGAUUGAGAAAACUCAUUGUACUGCCUUGAAUGACCGCGAGUGUGCUUGCCUGUCUGGUACAUUUCAGACGAACGAUACCUGCAUCCCUUACACGGUGUGCCCAGUUGGCUGGGGCGUCCGCAAGAAAGGAACCGAGACAGAAGACGUUAGGUGCAAGCCGUGCCCUCGUGGUACCUUUUCUGAUGUGCCUUCUAGUGUGAUGAAGUGCAAAACAUACACUGACUGCUUUGCGAAAAACAUGGUGGUGAUCAAACCAGGGACGAAGGAGAGUGACAAUGUAUGUGGUUCUCCAGCGUCUCUUCCGAAUACGUCUUUGACUUCAUUGAGCACUGAAGUGGGUGAAGAGCCCUAUGAAGUUCCACCAACUACUCAUCUUCCCAAAGGUCUGAACUCUUCAGUUCUCGAUUUUGCCCCCUCUCCAACGCUGCGUGCACCCAGCAGCAUGGUGGAGCCAGCAGGCUACUACAAUGAAACUUUGGCCAAUGAGACGAAUGGUGCCAGCGGGGCCUUUGUGGGCUCCGGGGCCGCCAGCCAGGCUCAGAGCUACCGGCAUAAGCAAACCAGCCAAGCACUGGAGAAGCAGCCAUCUCUGGAGAUGAUGGGCGGUGAGAAGUCCAGCGUCCCAUACAGGCCCCCCCGGCGAGGUUCACAGAAUGUCCACCAGCACUUCGACAUCAACGAACACUUGCCAUGGAUGAUUGUCCUCUUCCUGCUGCUUGUCUUGGUAGUUAUUGUUGUCUGCAGUGUCAGGAGGAGCUCACGGACUCUGAAGAAGGGACCCAGGCAAGAUCCUAGUGCCAUUGUGGAAAAAGCUAUUAUGAAAAAGUCCACCACCCCCACACAGAACAGGGAGAAAUGGAUCUAUUACUGCAACGGACAUGGCAUUGACAUCCUGAAGCUCGUGGCAGCCCAGCUGGGGAGCCAGUGGAAGGACAUCUACCAGUUCCUGUGCAACGCCAGCGAGCGUGAGGUGGCAGCUUUCUCCAACGGCUACGCGGCUGACCACGAGCGUGCCUAUGCUGCCUUGCAGCACUGGACCAUCCGUGGGCCUGAGGCCAGCCUGGCCCAGCUCAUCAGUGCCCUCCGCCAGCACCGCCGCAAUGAUGUGGUGGAGAAGAUUCGAGGUCUGAUGGAGGACACCGCACCGGUGCCAACGCAGCCGCAGUGGCAAGCGCAGGAGCCCUGCAACGAUGACGGAAAGCUGGAAGCUGACAGGUUGGCACUGCCGGCGAGCCCCAGCCCGGUCAGCCCUGUGCCCAGCCCCAGCCCCAAGCCCCCUGAGGCAGCUGUGCUCACGGUGGAGCCCUCUCCUUCAGAGAAGAAGUGCUUCUUCGUGGAUGAAGCAGAGCCCCUCCUGCGGUGCGACUCAACCUCCAGCGGCUCCUCUGCGCUCAGCCGGACCGGCUCGUUUAUUACCAAAGAAAAGAAGGACACCGUCCUGCGCCAGGUGCGCUUGGACCCUUGCGACCUGCAGCCCAUCUUCGACGAUAUGCUGCACAUCCUCAAUCCUGAGGAGCUCCAUGUGAUAGAGGAGAUCCCGCAGGCUGAAGAUAAGCUGGACAGGCUAUUUGAGAUUGCCGGAGUCAAGAGCCAGGAAGCCAGCCAGAUCCUCCUGGACUCUGUCUAUAGCCACCUUCCUGACUUACUGUAGGCACUGGGUCACCAUACACUCUCCAAAUAUCUGCUAGAGCUAGCUUGGCACUCGUUAAGACGACCGACAAUAUGCAAGCAGGUUUUGUUGUAGAAUAUAUGGCCAGUAUUUCCAUUGAGGUGUCCUUUGUAUCUGGAGGGGGGACAGUUUGCCAGCAUUGCACCCCUCCACCUUAACUCUAUCGCUCAGUCCAAGUCUUUGCACCCUCUGUCCCCUUCCUGAGCAUUUCUUCUCCUUGUACUCAUUCCAAUCAGAUCAAUCAAUGCACUUUAAAGAGAGGGAAAAAAAAACAAAGAGGGCAGUUAAUGAACUAAAAGACCACAAAUCUGGUAUGAUUUAACACAUCGAGUCGGGGAUUGCUCUGUCACCCAUUUCUUAUGUCAAAGCUGUUGCUUGGAGUGACCGUCACCCACCACCUCCCUUCGCCUCGGAGCGGUAAAUGGCAAAACCACACAAAAAAACCCCAACCCACCCCAGUUGUUGCUGGUUACUGUCUCUUAACGCAGCUAAGCUUCCCACCUGAGCUGACUUCUCUUUUUUAAUGUACUAUUGUAUGGCUCAUAUCCAUUGCUGAGAUUUUACUAGCCCGGUUAUUUAUUGUACGGUUUUCACCCGGACAAUGCAUCAUUGAGCUCCUAUAAACUAAAGCAGAAGCGCUUUCAAUGCAGAGAAGAGGGUUGGUCUCACCAGCCUUUCAGGUGAUGAAAAGGUCCUUUGCCUUCAGUCGAAUGUAAGGAGCUCUCUUGCCUUGCCGCUUGCGGGAAUGGCGGGGCCUGGGAGGCGAAGGCAGCCGCCGGUGGUCCUGCUCUCCUCGUGUUGUAAGACUUAAACCAAGCUAUGCUUUUACACUCGUGUCUCUUGUUUUUUUAUACAGAUGUGGCCGAUAGGUUCUCUGAAGACCUCACCUGGUCUUAAUAGUCUCUUCAAAUCACACUUCACUUUUUAUUCAAAGAAAAGAGGUUGGGGGGUGGGGGGGGGAAACUGCAUCGUAAGAAGUCUGUCUGAUUAUAUUUGCAACUAUUAUGCUCCCGUAACGAACAGUCUGUACUACGCUCAGUUUAAAGAAGUCAUGAUAUGAGGGUGGCGUGUGCCGCCCUGUGGGGAGGGGUGGGAGUGGGAGAAGAGGGGAAUGAAUUGAAAAAUUGCCUUCCAGUGUACUAAUUUAUUAAUAAAU
Messenger RNA from Dryobates pubescens (Downy woodpecker), 3296 nucleotides. RefSeq names its product TNF receptor superfamily member 21 (gene TNFRSF21). Gene Ontology annotation, biological process: signal transduction; humoral immune response; negative regulation of T cell proliferation. Gene Ontology annotation, molecular function: protein binding. NCBI's taxonomy places the organism in Eukaryota, Metazoa, Chordata, Aves, Piciformes, Picidae. The transcript has 7 exons. Bases 152 to 2122 code for a protein of 656 amino acids. The record is from RefSeq and is a predicted model, not a curated record.